AUGUCGUACCUACUAGAUUCCUUACCCAUCUCCAGUAGCGCGGGGUCGAGCGGAGAGCCGGCCCGAGCUCCUGCCCCACGAGCGGGGCGUCGGAGGCGGUCAUCCAACAAAACGCGGCGCUUACCGACCUCGACUUCGGAGUCGGCCCUUUCACUUGAGGCCUAUGUCACAAAACUCACUUUCGAGGAUGUCGAAACCUUGCCCAAGACGAAUAACAAGAUCAAACCUUUCAUCCUGAAAUCGACAACCUCUAGCUCGACGACGACCACGCUCGCCUCGAUUGGAUCCUCACCGCGAUGCGAUCAGCCCAAGUCGAGGGCAGCGUCAAAGCCACAGGCCUCGUUAGAUGGACGGAUCGAAACGGCAACGACAAAUCUCCCUGUGACAAUCAAGGUCAGAAGCAGCAAUGGGAACAAGGGCAAAACCCCCGGCCGACCCUUUUUUGUUCCUGCCGAUCCUUUCGCAACAUCCUCGAACCCGAUCCCGUCAAAGCCACCUCGCAAACGAUCGACGUCAACCGCUUCCCAUGCUUCCGCCAAAGCCACCCUUCAAGCUAUCGAUACAAAACGACCUCCGGUCCCUAGUUUGCAUCGCUCGAGCUGUAACAUCUCGAUGCACGACCUCGUGGCUUCGAUCAGCGACCUCAAAUCCAUCGCUGCGACGAUCGACACUCCGAUGACGUCUACGGAUGAGAACUCUGGCCCAACCCCGACGGCGGCCUAUCACGAAUCCUUUGCCCAUGUCUCCUCUGCUGUCGUCAAAGUCGUUUCGUCCCCAAGUCGACUGAGAUCGCGUACCCAGCCAAUGCGGAGACCUUUGAGUGUACAGGCCCUAUCUUCGACCCCACUGCGAUCAUCCCCAAAACCAAUCCGGCGUGUCGCGCAUGACGACGACCUGACAUACUCGAUCAACUCUUUACGGGGCCCCGCCAAGUCAAUGACAUACGAUAACGUCUCGAGGUCAACGUCGAGGGACAAGAAGCCGUCGCGGAGGAGAGAAAUGCCGAUCGCGCUCGGAUUUGCGGGCGAACCGAUGGAGUACCGAUCGAUGCAAGAGGUGCGUUCGAUGUUUAUAUUUCGUGAGAAUUGUGAUGCCUAUCCCUCUUCAUUGCUGACUUCCAGCUUCCCCUUGAUCCAAUAGCUGCUCGAAGCCUCGGGAUUCAAAGACACCCGCGUCGUCACACCUGUUUCAAAACCCAAGCAAGCAAACCAGAUCCCCGACUCUUCCCUCGGAAUGCCCAUCCCGGGACCUUUCCCUUUCUCGACCUCGCAUUUGCAAGGUAACAACACCUCGUCGACCUUGGUCGAAGGGCUCUUGGCACCUUCGUCGCAAUACUUUAGCAGUCCUUCGUCGUUGCACCCGCCUUUAUCGAAGGGGCAUAAAUUGUCGAUGCUGUCAUUACGAGGCUUGUUCUCCCUCUGGAAAGCAGAGGACGAAGCCAUCCCUUCGACCUCCCCACAAGCCCAUCCCGAGGAUCGGAUCCCACGCCAAGGAGCUCACUCGAACGCAGCCGAUUCAAUCGAAGAAGCGGACCUCAUCCAACAUUGCGAGCAUUCGACACUCUUUAUAGAACGGAAAGCGCAGUUCUUGCUCAAGACACAAGCUUGGGUCGACGAAGUCGCUCGUGAGGCAGCGGCGUUGAGCAUUUCCCCGGCGAUGUUGAGGGCUUCUCUGCAGCCCAAAUCGUUCGCUUCGAUUGUAGCGCAGGAGGAGAAGGAGGAGCAAGGUCGAGGAAUCGAGGCUCUGCAUGCUUUGGGGAGCGAUCUGGAGAUACGCAAAGGAUCAUUGAUGUCGUCGAGACAUGAGGGUCUGGUGAUGUCGCCCUCGUCGAAUCACUAUCAAUCGUUCGGCGUCGCCGCACUUGGAAUGGAAGGUGCCGAAGCGAGGAACCAAUGGCUUGACAUCGAGGCCCAACUCCGAGAUGCGACGACAUUUGAGGACGAGGAUCUCGCCUUUGUCGGCGAUCACUUACCUCGCCUACAGUAUGAUGAUGUCGUCUCUGAGCGUGAUGGUGAAUCGACGCAUCACACACCCCGUCGCCCACGGCAGAUCGCUCAAGUGUGCCCCGUGCCACUCGGCUCGAACCCAACCGAGCCCCCGACAUCACUCUGGGCAACCUUGCGAACCAAAGCAUCGAAUGCGAUGCUCUCCCUCUACACCCCCGCCGCACCACCUCUUCCCGAGGGUGGUAAAGCCGCCGAAGAAGCUCGUCGCUCCGGAGCCCCGAAAGCGAUUAGGAAAGCUGUUUCGACCUCAGCUUUGAAACCUGUUUUGUCGACGGGGAUGUGUUUGGAAGGAUUUGAUAAGGGUUUUGAUUGGGAUCGGGCGAGGAGAAGUAUUCAGGCGGUGCAGAGGGGCCCAUAA
Molecule: messenger RNA, 2364 nt
Organism: Microbotryum saponariae
Lineage: Eukaryota; Fungi; Basidiomycota; Microbotryomycetes; Microbotryales; Microbotryaceae
Source: the annotation of a GenBank genome assembly